Messenger RNA from Phytophthora sojae, 162 nucleotides. RefSeq lists its product as hypothetical. The record is from RefSeq and is a predicted model, not a curated record. The transcript has a single exon. NCBI's taxonomy places the organism in Eukaryota, Oomycota, Peronosporomycetes, Peronosporales, Peronosporaceae. The annotation marks the transcript as partial.
GUAGCGCUACUCUUUGCUAGGGCUGUGGCGCCAAUUCGGGAUGGCGUAGCUCACCACUGGUGUACUGAUGAGGAUGGGGCUAUUCCGCGCGGAACCUUCUCACGCUUCAUGAAACGCCGCCGCUUCGAAGACAUUAUGACGUUCCUGCACUUCAACAACAAU